UUAAAAUAAUUGUGUUGUUAAUAGUUAUGAGUCCAUCUUGUACAAUUACCUGAUACAUAAUAAACAUUUUCUCUAGAAUCAUUUGCCGUUUAAUUUUUACAUCUCAUAUUUUGAUACUCAGUAACAAUUUGACCCAAUCUUCUUUGGUUAUGUCACGUUAUGUGCAUGUUACAAAACGUAUGAGAAACGGUGUAGGUUAAUAAUAUCGCGUGUCAAAGGAUUAAAUAGUAUUUAUUCAAUAACGAGUACAAAAAAAAAUAGUUAAUAUGUCAAUAAUAAUAUCUUUACAGCAUAAUAUUAAGUUACAUCCGUUAUUAUCUCACACUUCAUACGUUUGGAAAAAUUUACGGUUGUUAUCAUCGUAUAUGAAAUAUGCAGAACAUAAACCAUUGGAAAAAAUUCGUAAUAUUGGUAUAUCAGCUCACAUUGAUUCUGGAAAAACCACCUUGACAGAACGUAUAUUAUAUUAUACCGGAAGAAUAGAGAAAAUGCAUGAAGUAAAAGGUAAAGAUAAUGUUGGAGCAACAAUGGACAGUAUGGAAUUGGAGAGGCAAAGAGGCAUUACAAUUCAAUCUGCUGCAACUUAUACUCUAUGGAAAGAUUACAAUAUUAAUAUUAUUGAUACCCCUGGUCAUGUUGACUUCACCAUAGAAGUAGAACGAGCUUUACGUGUUUUAGAUGGAGCUAUACUUGUAUUAUGCGCUGUAGGUGGUGUUCAAUCACAGUCAAUAACCGUAGAUCGACAAAUGAAGAGGUACAAAGUACCUUGCUUAGCAUUUAUUAAUAAACUAGAUCGAAUGGGAGCUAAUCAUCUCAGAAUUUUGGAACAAUUGCAAGGAAAAUUAAAACAUAAUGCUGCAUUUGUUCAAUUGCCUAUCGGUCUAGAAAGUGAUAAUAAAGGAAUAAUAGAUUUAAUUUCUCAAAAAGCUUUAUAUUUUGAAGGAAAUUUUGGUGAAAUUGUGAGAGAAGAUGAUAUCCCAGCUAAUAUGAGGACUGAAGCACAAGAUAGGAGGCAAGAAUUAAUUGAAAAAUUAAGUAACGUAGAUGAAAAACUUGGAGAUAUGUAUUUAAAUGAAGCAAAAGUACUGGAAACUGACAUAAAAGAUGCUAUUAGAAGAAGUUGUAUAAAAAGAACAUUCACACCUGUGUUUCUUGGAACUGCUUUAAAGAAUAGAGGUGUUCAGCCACUAUUGGAUGGAGUUCUGGAUUAUUUACCCAAUCCAGGAGAAGUAGAAAACUAUGCUCUUCAAGAGGACAAUAAUGGAACUACUAAAGUUCUGUUAAAUUCUGAGAGGAGCAAUAAUUUUCCCUUUGUUGGAUUGGCAUUCAAAUUAGAAGCUGGUAAAUUUGGUCAGCUUACCUAUUUUCGUUGUUACCAAGGAACCUUGAGGAAAGGGGAAUUUUUAUAUAAUUCUAGAACAAAGAAAAAGGUUCGAGUUCAAAAAUUAGUAAGACUUCAUGCAAAUCAAAUGGAAGAUGUGACAGAAAUUUAUGCUGGCGAUAUAUUUGCUUUGUUUGGUAUCGAUUGUGCAUCGGGUGACACGUUUAUUAGCAAUACAAAUUUGAAUUUAUCGAUGGAAUCUAUUUAUGUUCCUGAACCUGUAGUAUCUAUGUCCAUUCAAGUAAAGGAUACAAAAAAUAGAGAGGUUUUCGCAAAGGGUAUUAGUCGAUUUACGAAAGAAGAUCCUACUUUCAGAUACGCCUAUGAUGCAGACAACAAGGAGUCUCUAGUUUCUGGAAUGGGAGAAUUGCAUUUAGAAAUUUAUGCCCAAAGGCUUGAACGCGAAUAUAAUUGUCCUAUAAUUCUUGGAAAACCAAAAGUUUCAUUCCGUGAAACAUUGCGCACACCUUUUAAAUUCGAUUACCUUCAUAAAAAGCAAUCAGGAGGAGCUGGGCAAUUUGCUCGAGUUAUUGGCAUAGUAGAGCCUUUACCCCCUGAACGUAACACCGAAGUUGUAUUCGCAGAUGAAACGGUGGGAACCAAUGUUCCAAAACAAUUCAUUCCCGGAGUAGAAAGAGGUUUUAGAUUUAUGUGUGAAAAGGGAUUAUUAAGUGGUCAUAAACUAGCAGGCAUUAAAUUUCGAUUAAUCGAUGGUAUGCAUCACUGUGUUGAUUCUUCGGAGUUUGCAUUCUUUCUAGCCGCGCAAGGUGCAAUGAGGGACGCGUUUAUGAACGGUUUUUGGCAACUUUUAGAACCAAUUAUGUUAGUCGAAGUUACUGUUCCAUUAGAGUAUCAGGGAACAGUUACGGCUCAGUUAACUAAACGACGAGGUCUAAUAAAUGAUACGGAUGCUAGUGAAGGAUGGGUUGUUUUAACGGCAGAAGUUCCGUUGAAUAAUAUGUUUGGUUACAUAGGUGAAUUAAGGUCCACUACCCAAGGAAAAGGAGAAUAUACGAUGGAAUAUGCGCGUUACACACCUUGUCUACCAGAAGUAGAAGAACAAGUAAUAAGAGAAUAUCGUAUAGCGAAUAAUAUUGUGUGUGAAGCGCAAAAGUCAAAAAAUUAAUUAAGUUACAAAUAUUGACUUAGGGAUUAUUUUGAAUUGUUCCGUGAUGUAUGGAAUGUGUGCGAUGAAUGUGAAACGACCGAAUGUAAGCAAUAGUAAUAAAUGUAAUUUAAUUAUAACAAUGACAAAACAGAAAAACAAUUUUU
Molecule: messenger RNA, 2653 nt
Organism: Megachile rotundata (alfalfa leafcutting bee)
Lineage: Eukaryota; Metazoa; Arthropoda; Insecta; Hymenoptera; Megachilidae
Gene: mEFG1
Product: mitochondrial translation elongation factor G 1
Biological process (GO): mitochondrial translational elongation
Cellular component (GO): mitochondrion
Molecular function (GO): GTP binding; translation elongation factor activity; GTPase activity
Source: RefSeq, a predicted model, not a curated record